Molecule: messenger RNA, 1179 nt
Organism: Penicillium oxalicum
Lineage: Eukaryota; Fungi; Ascomycota; Eurotiomycetes; Eurotiales; Aspergillaceae
Product: SDR family oxidoreductase
Exons: 3
Coding region: 1-1179 (392 amino acids)
Molecular function (GO): oxidoreductase activity, acting on the CH-OH group of donors, NAD or NADP as acceptor
Source: RefSeq, a predicted model, not a curated record
AUGUCUGCUGAUAUGAUACACUCGACACUCGGCCAGACUAAGCAACCUGGUCUGACGUCUCACGAGACCGAGGCCAGUUUUUACCCCACGCGGGGGUCGGUUUCUGUUGUUCAGCAAACGUUUCCCCACGUCAGUACACGCUUGAAGCGCAAAAUGAGCCCUCAGAACCCUCUUCAUGUCCUGGUCACCGGUGCCACCGGGUUCAUCGGCGCGCAUGUUGUGGACAACCUGUUGGCUCGAGGAUUUCGAGUGCGCGGGGCAACUCGAUCGGCCAGCAAAGGUGACCAAAUGAAGAAUGCUCGACCACAGUAUGCCUCUCACUUGGAGAUGGCAGUUGUGCCGGAUUUUGCCAACACCGGUGUCUUUGACGCAGUCAUGGAGGGUAUCGACGCGGUUAUUCAUGUGGCAAGUCCAUUCUUCUACAAUACUACCAACAACGAAGAAGAACUAAUCAGACCUGCUAUAAACGGGGUUCAAUCCAUCCUCUCCGCUUCAGCACAACCGGGGAGCAAAGUCCAGAGGGUCGUCUUGACGUCCUCGUUUGCUGCCGUCCUCGACAUUGACAGAAAUCCUCCGCCCGGCUUUGUCUAUACAGCCGAACACUGGAAUCCUCUUUCCUACGAGACCGCAAUCGACCCCAACUCCUCAUCUGUGGUGGCGUAUCGCGGAUCGAAAAAGUUCGCGGAACUGGCCGCCUGGGGAUUUAUCAAGGAGAAAAAGCCCCAAUUCGACCUCGUCACUCUCUGUCCGCCGAUGGUCUUUGGUCCCAUCGUACACCCAGUUGCCAGCGUCGAGCAAUUGAACGAAUCCAAUGCCGUUCUUUGGAGCGUGGCAGUGGGUGCCGAUCCUCUGCCCGCGGCGCGAGUGCCCGCAUGGGUUGACGUGCGAGAUCUGGCCGAAGCGCAUGUUCAGGCUUUAAUCAAUUCGAGUGCGGGUGGGAAAAGAUUUAUCCCCGUCUCGCCCGAGCCCUUCUCGUAUGAAUAUGCGGCGGACAUCAUGAAGGAAUCCUUCAAUUGGGCUGGUGAUUCUGUCACGAGGAAUUACCAGUCUGGAUCUAAACCGGUCGCCUCGUACGGGGUAGAUGGGGAGACUGCGGCUCGGGAGCUCAACAUCAGGUACCACGGCUUUCAAGAAACAGUGGUGGACUUUAUCUCUCAAGUUCGGCGAGAUUUCUUCUGA